Exophiala dermatitidis NIH/UT8656 is the source of this 823-nucleotide messenger RNA. RefSeq lists its product as uncharacterized. The transcript has 2 exons. Lineage: Eukaryota; Fungi; Ascomycota; Eurotiomycetes; Chaetothyriales; Herpotrichiellaceae. Bases 283 to 741 code for a protein of 152 amino acids. The record is from RefSeq and is a predicted model, not a curated record.
CCCAUCUCCUGCUCGGCCUCUUUGCGUGCUUCUGUUUGCUGCCUCGGCUUCAUGAGCCGCCGAUGCAGACGCCUGUCAGGGCAGUUUGUCAGUGCUGUCCUCGUCACAGUGAAAGACCGAUUCAUUUCUCAGCUCUCGCGAAUCCGUUACUAAUGCACCAUCUGGGCGGGCGGAAUAUUUCCCUUCAACUCCCUUGACUCACCGGCUGAUCAAUAGACCGGCCUGAGGCCCACACACCUGGGUUGGUGUGUACGACAUCUUCCCCCACGUUCCUCAGAGCGGAUGUCGAGCCAGCCGCCCAACCCCCCUCCACUCGAUGGCUGCAACUGCCCGACUUCGAUUUCAGGUGCUGCCGUGGCUACCACUUUCGCCACUGUGUGUGGGACUGGGCCGUUCCGCCGUCUGGCUUUUGCCUUCGCUGUAUGGCAUACGAUGUUGGCGGUGAUGCUGGUUACAUCCAAGAUUUUCGCUUCGAAGGGAACCCACAAGAUACUCCAUGCAUCUCUUACCGCAGACUUCCGUCUUAUUCGAAGCGGUGAACAUAUGAUUCGAGGUUCGAACCGACGGAUCAGUAUGUGGGAAGAUGCGGGAAUCCCAAAGAACUGCGGCCUACUAAAUGCUAGUGCACCUGGAAAGGUCAAGGUGUGCUUUCCAACAUGUGGCCAUGUCUACCACGGUUUUAGUUGCAAGCCGUCCUGCACUCCCGACCUUCGUGGAUCACUGUAUAUCAGUCUGAACUAGUUGCCGAGCAACUCAAAAAGAACGCCCACCAGGUCCAGGCUCGGUGGGAAAUAUACCGCCAUCUUUGACUACUGACCCAGCG